This is a messenger RNA of Scomber japonicus (chub mackerel), 1875 nucleotides long. It is a transcript of the gene samd14, whose product is annotated as sterile alpha motif domain containing 14. The transcript is spliced from 12 exons. NCBI's taxonomy places the organism in Eukaryota, Metazoa, Chordata, Actinopteri, Scombriformes, Scombridae. Gene Ontology annotation, cellular component: cytoplasm; actin cytoskeleton; postsynaptic density. The record is from RefSeq and is a predicted model, not a curated record. The coding region runs from base 1 to 1875 and encodes 624 amino acids. Gene Ontology annotation, molecular function: actin filament binding. Gene Ontology annotation, biological process: calcium-mediated signaling; neuron projection development; actin filament organization.
AUGUCUGCUGGUCUGGAGGACACAGACAACGUGUUCGACCUGAACGAGGCGAUCCCAGAGACCGAGCUGCUGGAUAACAGCAUCCAGAAGGGUCGAGCUCAGCUGUCCGUCAAAGCCCGCCGGUCCCGCCCCUCCCGGUCCCGUUACCGUGACAGCGUGAGCUCCACGGAGGGCGAGGACAGUCUGGAGAAGAAGGACAGUCCGUUACACUCCGCCCGCUCACCGCUCCACCUGGCCAUGCGAGGCUCCUCCCCCUCCCCUGAUUCGUUGCUGUCGUCUCGAAGCCCCGCCUUCUCCUUUGACACCUCGCUGGUGCGUCGCUCUCCAGAGGAAGGAGGCGCGUCAUUGGACGCUGCCCCGCGGGGGCGGUACCACCAGCUGACCAAUGCCACGUCUCAGGAGGCUUUGGUCACGCCCAUCAGCUCGCCGUCCAAAUCCUCGUCGGACUGCUCACCGGUUUACCUGAGGAGGAGCCGGAGGCCCGACAGCGAAGUGUUAGUAUCAGACAGGAGUAGAGACAGCAGUCCAGCUGAUCCUGACAGUUCCACCGUCGUCUUUGACAAGAAAACCAAAAGACGCUUCCUGGAUCUCGGUGUGACUCUGAGGCGUUCCUACAUCAGAGUGAGGAAAGAUAAAUCCAACAGACUGUCUGUCGGCAGCAGGGAGACGUCAGAGAGUCCGUCUCGUUCCUCCGGGUCCUUCGUCCCGUUCUCCUGGUUCUCUGAAGGACGAGGCUCUCUCUCCUCCUCUGGGACGCCACCAUGCUCCCCCAAAAUACCCAAAAUACCCCCCAUGGGCUCACCCAGACCCUGCAAGUCCCACUCACAGGAGUCGGCUCUCAGCGAGGAGUUCUCUCCUCCUCACACCUCCUCCUCCACCUCUCCACCUGUCGACUCCUCCUCCUCCAGAUCCUCCCAUCCGUACCACACGCUGUCCCAGUCCUCCGACGAGACGUGUGAGGAGUCGUCGUGUCUCGUGUCGUCCUGGACGGCUCAGCAGGUCUGUCAUUGGCUCAGAGGACUCAACAUGGAGCAAUACGUCCCAGAAUUCAGUGCGAGAGACGUUGAUGGACAAGAACUGCUGCAGCUGGACGGGAACAAGAUGAAGGCUCUGGGCGUGCUCAGUUCGUCUGACCGCAGCGUUCUGAAGCGGAGGAUUAAAGACAUCCAAUCAGCAGCAGAGAAAGAACGAAAAGCUCUCGACAAGCUGGAGAAACAGAAAGAGAAACAGAGGAGGAAAGACCAGGAGCAGAGGAACCAGUACCGUAAAGAACCAGGAGGAACCAGGAGGAACCAGUACCGUAAAGAACCAGGAGGAACCAGCAGGAACCAGCAGGGACCAGGAGGAACCAGCAGGAACCAGGAGGAACCAGGAGGAACCAGCAGGGACCAGGAGGAACCAGCAGGGACCAGCAGGAACCAGCAGGAACCAGGAGGAAUCAGCAGGAACCAGGAGGAACCAGCAGGAACCAGCAGGAACCAGCAGGGACCAGCAGGAACCAGCAGGAACCAGGAGGAAAAAGCAGGAACCAGGAGGAACCAGCAGGGACCAGCAGGAACCAGCAGGAACCAGGAGGAAUCAGCAGGAACCAGGAGGAACCAGCAGGAACCAGCAGGAACCAGCAGGGACCAGCAGGAACAAGCAGGAACCAGGAGGAAAAAGCAGGAACCAGGAGGAACCAGCAGGGACCAGGAGGAACCAGCAGGAACCAGGAGUAAUCAGCAGGAACCAGGAGGAACCAGCAGGAACCAGGAGGAACCAGCAGGAGCCAGUAGAGACAGGAGCAGCCGCAGGUUCAGGCCUGCCGGCCGGCUGCUUUGCAUUCCUGGUGAUUUUCUCCAUGAAGACGAGUCAGAGCUUCAAUCCUUCGUCUGA